AAGGUUUUAAAUUUAAUAAACUAUGUUGAUAAAUCAAGAUUCACAGUGGAAUGGUUCUACCACAUCUGAAUUUCAAACGUUUUCGGACUUCGGAGCUAUGGAUGAUUUAUUUCAAACUUUAAGUUCUGAACUAGGUAUUCCUUUAUUUUUCGAAAGUGAAAUACCUCAAAAGGUAGAUAAUGAUAUUGAUAAUCAAAUCACAAAAGAUAUAUGUACAGGGGAAUCAUCAAAUAAUUUCGAAACAUUUGAUAUAAAUGUUCUACAACAAAAUUCAGAUUUAGAUGUUACUAAUAAUGUAAAAAUGGAAAUUAAACUGGAACCAGCAAGUCCUUAUAUGCAGUUGCCUUUGUCUCCUACAACAAAUAAUUGUGAAUCCGAUAAACUAAAUUCACAAAUUAAGACAAAUUCUAUUGCUUCCUUUCAUGAUUUUAAGACAAGUUUGGAAACACCACCUAUCUCUCCUCUCCAAAGUGUUACCCCACCUAUAUCUCCACAACCAAUUUCAAAAGUAACUAUUGCAAAUCAAAUGAAAUAUAUGCCUCUUAAACCUCAAGGUACAAAACAAACAAAAUUUACUUUCUCUAAAGCAAAUUCUGCUAAACGUGUCCGAGUUCAACCAAAAAAUAACAUUCAACUUGUCACUAAUGAACAGCCUCAAAAUGCUAUAUUUUUGAGUACGCAAAAUUUUGUUGCACUUACACAAAAAAUUAAGGAGAAUUCUUUAUCAUAUCCUUUCAUGACUCAUUUUAUACCAACUAAUAUGAAUAAUAAAAUUCAAACAUCAGUACAGCUUCCAUCAGUGCAAAUAAAAACAGAAACAAAUACAGUUCAACUACCGCAAGAAAAUUAUGUGAAAGCAAUAGAUAAUAUCUCUAAUAUAUGUACAUCAGAAAAAGAUCAAACAGCUGAUAUGAAUGACACACCCUUAGUUCUUAAGAACAAAGCAGCUGGAUGUGCCUCUAUAGUUGUAAAAAACGAUUCGGCUACUUGUAGACCAAUAAUUAUUAAAGCGGAGAAUUCAAGUUAUACCCCGAUUAUUAUAAAGAAUGAACUGCAAGAUGUUAAUUUAUCUGGACGACGACAAGAAUGCGAAAUAAAAGCGUUAAAAAGGCAACAAAGAAUGAUAAAAAAUAGAGAAUCAGCUUGUCUAUCUCGUAAAAAGAAAAAGGAAUAUGUAUCUUCAUUAGAAAAACAAAUAUAUGAAUUACAGCAAGAAAAUAAACAAUUGAAAAUGGAAAAUACAAACUUGAAACAGAAGCUUUCGCUAUUGGAGGAUACAAAUAAGAAUAAAAAACUUAAAAAUAUGAAUUUCAAUGCAAAUAAAAAGAAUGUUGCUAUUCUUUUGGGUAUGGUUUUUAUGGUAUCCUUAAAUAUUAAUGGUUUUAAGGAUAUAUUUUCGCAAAGUAGUCGAUUAGAUAUGUUAUCUACUGAUGUUCCAAUUAACGAGCAGUAUACAAGGCAUGGGAGAACAUUGCUUUGGUCAUCUAAAGAUCAAGCUCAAGAGGAAGAUGAAGAUAAUUUUCGUAAAAAUAUAUCGAUGUCACAGCCUAUGUGCCCAAUGCACAUUAAUCAGAGCGAAUCAAUUCGAUUAGAUUACGAAUUGAGACGAUGGAUCGGUGGAAAAUCAAAUCAAGAUAAUUGGACUACAUUAAAAAAGGCAAAAUUAGAUGCAAAGCUUAUAGGAGAGUUUCUGUCACUGCCUCGUGCAAUGCAAACGAAAAUUAAACGUAAACGCAACUUAUCAGAAAAAAAUAAAUCUGAAAUACACCGAAAGACAAAUGGUACAUCGAUAUCGAAUGCAGUGGAAGUUUUUUCUCCAAUAGUAAAGGAACAUGCUUCUUUGUUUGAAGCUCUAGGUAGGAGAGAUGAUACCUUUUAUGUGGUUUGGUUUAGUGGCGAACAUUUACUUUUACCUGCUUCAAGGAAAAAUAGUACAGGGAGACCAAGAAUGUCAUUAGUUCUUCCUGCUCUCCCUAUGAAUGAAACGUUUUCAACACCAGCAAAUCAUAUAACUAUGAUGCAAAUUGAUUGUGAGGUUACCAAUACCCAGUUGUUGCAUUUACAACAAUCAAUUAUAUCUAAUCAUUUAAAAAGUACUAAUAGGUCUGAAAGUCAUACAAACCAACCAGAAAAUGUAUCAGACACAUUAACAGCAGAUAUAACUAAGAAUUACAAACCAUAUUUUAUCAAAGAAGCUAAUCACAAAAUGUUCCGUCAAAAAAAUUUGAAAGAUAUAUACAUUGACAAAAACAAUAAAAAUUACAAUAAGACAACUGGUUAUAUAUUAAAACAAAAAUUUGCAACUGAAUUUGAUGUAGAAGAGAUGAAAACUGAACUGUUGAAGGAUUUGAGAAAAACAGGUUCCCGUGUGAAGUUGGCAACUUCCCAAAAAAAGAAAGAAAAUUGCUAAGUAGUGAUGAUAUUCAGAGUUUGCUUUUUGUGACAAUACAAUAAAAAGUAAUGUUAGAUGCAAUUCAUCCACUAAAUGCACAAGUAAACGUCUCAUGAUAAUAACUUUAUACAGGAUUAUUAUACAUAUUUUGAUUUUUUAAUUUUAUGAAAGGGGC
This is a messenger RNA of Eufriesea mexicana, 2567 nucleotides long. RefSeq names its product bZIP_ATF6 domain-containing protein ATf6 (gene Atf6). Gene Ontology annotation, cellular component: nucleus. The transcript has 9 exons. Bases 23 to 2410 code for a protein of 795 amino acids. Gene Ontology annotation, biological process: regulation of transcription by RNA polymerase II; endoplasmic reticulum unfolded protein response. Lineage: Eukaryota; Metazoa; Arthropoda; Insecta; Hymenoptera; Apidae. Gene Ontology annotation, molecular function: DNA-binding transcription factor activity, RNA polymerase II-specific; RNA polymerase II cis-regulatory region sequence-specific DNA binding. The record is from RefSeq and is a predicted model, not a curated record.